Messenger RNA from Didymodactylos carnosus, 366 nucleotides. The record is from the annotation of a GenBank genome assembly. Lineage: Eukaryota; Metazoa; Rotifera; Eurotatoria; Philodinida; Philodinidae.
AUGCUCUGUCAAAUAAAUGAGCUAUCUUUGCUAAUUUCAAUUUCACCAAAAUUAGAAUAUUUAAAUGUAUCCACACGAGCGUAUACGGUAGAAUCAAUACCAUUUGUUUCAUCACUAACAUUAAAAUAUGUUAGAUUAGCUGCCAUCUAUGGUCUUACUUAUGAUACAUUGACGUUAAUGCUAGAAAAAAUGCCAGAUUUAUUAAAGCUUGAAUUAGUCAGUGGAUGUGACGAUCAACGCAUGGUAGAUCGUGAAAAAGUGAAACAGUUAUGUCGCUCAUUAUGCCCUAAAUUAGUUAGCAUCAAGCUAAAACUUGAAAUAAUCGUGCAUUACGAAGAAGGUUCAUUUCUUGCACAACUUCAAUGA